Messenger RNA from Musa acuminata subsp. malaccensis (wild Malaysian banana), 1378 nucleotides. Its product is annotated as protein MULTIPOLAR SPINDLE 1. Gene Ontology annotation, biological process: meiotic spindle organization; meiotic DNA double-strand break formation; chromosome segregation. The record is from RefSeq and is a predicted model, not a curated record. NCBI's taxonomy places the organism in Eukaryota, Viridiplantae, Streptophyta, Magnoliopsida, Zingiberales, Musaceae.
ACCGUUGGAUCAGGAGCGGAUUCCCAUUAGAAGGCGUCCUGACCCUUCGAUUGCCAUAUAAAAGGAAGCGGGCGCCUUCCCCACGUUCCUCUUCUUGAUAGUUCUCGCACUCUGUUCUACCGUCACUACCUCCGCCUUCUUCUCGCCAUGCCUCCGACUCCGAGCGUUCGCUGCGACUCCCCUUCCUUCAAGAUUUCCCUUGCCCUCGCUCUCAUCCGCUUCAACAAGAUUCACCGUCCUUCUCCCUCCUCCUCCUCCGACGCCCAGCGCUGGAAGCGGAAGGCCAAGGACCGGAAGCUCGAGAUCCUUAGGCUCCGGGAAGAGCUCAAGCAACUUGAGGAUGGGAGAACGUGUGAAGCCGAUCUACCAAUUGCAUCAUGCCGGUGCCAUUUCUUUGAUGGGAUCGGUGAGUUGGGAGGAGAUGGUUCGGGACGCGGUGAUGGAGGUCAUUGGAUCGAUGAGGUCCUGAGGAGGAGAUUCCUGAGGCUGGUUCGCUGGAAGGAAAGGAGGAAGAAAGUGGACCGACCUCUGAAUCAAAAGCAUUUCCUAUCAUUUGGCAGUGAAAAUGAGAUAGAGCAGCUGGGUACUUCAGUAGAUUUCUUGGUGGAGUUUACAGAUAAUAUCCUAGUGAAAGGGGAAAUUGGCCCUUCUUUUGCUACUUUUUCUCAUCAAGCUAUAGAUUUCAUUUUAGCCUCAUUAAAGAAUUUACUAUCAUCACAAAAGGAUAUCGAGCUCAUUGAAGAUAUUGUCAAUGGGUUGAUUAUGCGUCUAAUCAGAAGAAUGUGUGCCAUCCCUGAAAAUGAUGUAUCAGGCUCAGUGAAUUCUGAUUCAGAUCCUCAAUUUUGUGUUCAACACCUAAUUCGCAAGCUAGGAAAUGAGCCAUUUGUUGGUCAAAGAAUUCUCCUUUCAGUCUCCCAGAAGACUUCAGUAGUGAUUGAUAGCUUACUUCUCAUGGAUCCGUUUGAUGAUUCAUUUCCUUGCCUUCAUGGAAACAUGUUUAUGAUGAUUGAACUUAUGGAGUUUCUGAUAUCAGAUUAUGUCAGAAGCUGGAUAAGCAUUGAAGAUUUUGACGCAAGGCUUCUCGAAGAGUGGGUGAGAUCGGUUAUACAAGCGCGCAAGGUUUCAGAACUCUUGGAGUCUAGGAAUGGGUUAUACAUGCUUUAUAUGGAACGUGUUGUUGGGGAACUGGCAAAGAUACUCUCUCCACUUGCCAGCCAAGGGAAGCUGGAUGUGGACAUCCUAUCUUACAUGUGCUGCUGACAAAUUGGUUGUACUGUUGAUUCCAAAUUUAGUUACUAAAGAUCUUUGCAUUUGACAGCAGAAUGGUGAUCACAACUUUUUAAAGCAUGGAUAAGGUGCAUUAGUUCUUUUUGGCAUU